AUGUCUUAUGAUGAUUAUUUUGGUUUUGAAGGCUCCAGUUAAAUAAUUAAUGUAGAAUAAUUAACACAGUUUGAAAGUCACUAACUAAAUAGUAUAUUGAAUAAUUAUUUAAGCUUAAUAAACUUAAUAGUUUAUUUAAAUAAUUGAUCCAAAUAAUAUUGAAGAUCCAGGAUUUGCGUUUCUAUUGCAAGAAGCUAGCGCUACUUAAUUAGAAGAAGCUAUAUUAUAAAAUAUAUCAAUGUUUUUUAAUCGAUAAGCAAAAUUUUAUAAUUAUCUUACAUAUUUAUUGUAAUUGACAGAUAUAGACAGUUAAGGUAUAUUUUAUACAAUAUUAUUUAGGUGCUCCUGAAUAUAGUAAUUAAUUAAAUAGGUUAUUGAAGAUGUUCUUUUAAAUUCAUGAGAUUGGAUAGAAUUCGGAAUUCACAUAAUAAUUAACAUAAUAUUAUGGUUUAAAAGAUUUUAAAACAGGAUAUCCUUUUGGAUAUUAUAUCAAUAGUGAUAAAUAAUUAAUUGAUCUUUUAUUGAAGAUUAUUUUAAGUGAAGAAAUUGUAAAUAAAGAAAAUGAUUUCUUUUCCUAAAUUAGAAUUUAUAUGUUAAGAUUUUUUAUUUUUUCUAUUAAUCCUCCGAAACCAUUUUUAGGUAGAACAUCAUUUAAAUCAAAACAAUAUUAGAUAGUUAAUAAAAUAAAUAAUGAAUUAUUUGAAACUAAUUUUGAGAAGCCUUAUAAAUUAGAUUUACUGGCAUUAACUUAUCUAUCUGAUCCAGAAUUAAAUUUUGGAUUAUUUAAAGAAACAAUUGAAAUUCUAAGAUCUACUCUUUAAAGGUAAUCUAAUAAUUAUAAUAAAUAGUUUAUUGGAAUAGAAGAGUACUUAAUUAGAAACUAAUCAUGAAAUACAAAAUCUAUUAUAAUUUUUCAUAGCAUUUACAACCAAUUAAUAAAUGAUGUAAUCUUUCUUUCAAAUUAAUUUUCAUCAUAACCUUUAUCAAUAUUUAAGAUAAAAUAAACCAAUUGAAAAUACUGUUAAUCAAUGUAAUUGGUCUAAAGAUCCUUUGAUUAUUGAAUAAAUGGUAAGUUUAAUUAUAAGAAUAUUGAGUUAUGAUAAUUUAGAUAAAUAAUUCAUUAUUAUAUUAUAAGAAGAUUUCAUACUUUAUUUGUAACAUUAAAAAUUGGAUAUGAUAACUAAAAUUAUUUUGCCUAUUUUAAAUAAUGAACUAAUUUAAUUAGUGCCUAUAUGUUUCCAUCCAAAAUUAAGUAUAGCUGAAAGUAAAGCACUUACUGAUAAAUUAUUAUCUAACUACACUAAAACUAUGUCAGGUUCAACAUUAAUAUUAACUGAACUUCUUAUAAAAAGUUAAUGUGAUAAAAUAAAUUAAUUAGUUUUAGAGAAUCUAAAUAAAAGUAAACAAUAAUAAUAGUAAAAUCUUAAUUAACCUUAAAAUUAGUAAAUUAUAAUGAAUUAAGAAUAUAAUGAUUUAGCUAUGUUUUCUCUUUUUCCUGAAGAUUAUUAUGUGGAGAAUCUCAAAUAUACAAAUCCUCAAUAAUUAUAGAAAUUAAAAUUUAUUUCAAUUUAAUAAAAAUAAAAUAAUAUAAAUGAAAAAUAAAAUUAAAUAAUAGGUUCUUGGAUUCAUUUGCAUUCAUUUAGUGCUUUCAAUCCUCAUUUAAAUUCUUAAAUUGUAACAAAAGUAUUAGAAAAUAGAAGUAAUGUUUUAUUUAUUUUUGAAAUUAUGGUAGGAGGAGAAAAUGUUAAACUUGCAUGUUUUGUCAAUUAAUUAAUUUAAGAUGGAAGAACAUAAAAUUAUGUAUAAGCUAGAUCAAAUGAAUCAUCAUUUUAUGUCAUGAUGGUUUAGGAUGAACAUUUAUGGUAUGUAAAUGCAUUAGACGGGAGACCUCAUAUUUUAUUAGAUAUCUAAUAACAUAUGAUUUAGAUUAGUCAUCAUAAUUAACCUAUAGCAUGCAUAAAUUUCUAUGAUUUUUAAUAGAGUAGAUUUGGAUUCCCAUUUUAGAAGUUGCAAGAAAAGACAUUGUUAAUGGAGCAAAUUAAUGCUGCUUUAUAGGGCUUAGAGUGUUAUUUAUUAUCAAUAGAAUUACAUACUUUUGAUGUGAACAAAGAGAAUUUAUUUGAAGAUGAUCUAUAAUCAUUAAAUAAUAACUAUUUAAAGAAAUUGAAUUAUUAUUAUUCUAAUUUGAGAAUGUAGCCAAUUUAAUUUAUACCUAAAACAGUAACAGUGUAAGAAUUGAAUUAGUAUUUGAAUGAAAAUAUAGAUAUUGAUAAUUUGAAAGAUAAAUAUAUAAAUGAUAUAUAUGUAGAUAAGCCAGUUACUUAGUAAAUAUAGAUUAAAAUUAAACAUUGUAAACCAAUGUUAUUAUAUUUUGAAAAAAAGAUGGGUGGUAUUCUUAAAAUACUUGCUUAAGUAUAAAAGUAUUUAGAAAUAGUUAAAGCAGAAAAGUAAGUUUAAGAUUUAAUUUUUGAAUUGACAAUUUUAUGUUAGAUUGAUGGAUUUCAAGAAUAAAUUAUGUAAAGUGAAGGAUUCUUAUAAUAAUUAUUAGCAUUGGCUUAUUUAAAUAAGUAAAAUGAAAGUAAAGAGAUCUAUAAAAAGAUAAAUUUAAUGAUUUAUUAACAAUUAGUUUAAUUAUUAAAGAAGAAACCUUUUCUUAAGAUUGUGAUGUUAUUAGAACAUAAACUUUUGGAGAAAAUAGUUAUUAAGACAGAAUAAUAUUUGAAUUUAAUUAACUAGAAUACUCAGUCAUAAAUAUAAGUUUAAGUGAAAUUUGAAAAGCCAAAAGUUUAAUAUUUUAAAUAAUUAAUCCCAAAUUAAGGAAAGCCUAAAGGUAUUGGAUAUGGAGAUGUUGAAUAUAAUGGAUUUCAAUUUAUUAAUCAAUAAUAACAAUUUAUCUAAUAGUAAUAAAAAUAAUAACAAUUUAAUUAAUAAUAAUAAAAAUAAUAAGAAGAGAAUAAAAUAGAGAAAAAAUAAAAUGAUAAUGAUUUAAAUUUGGAAAAUUUAUUAAAUUGUUUAAUCCAUUUAUUAGAUCUUGAGUUUAUUAAUAUAAGAGUAUUAGAGUGUAUUCAAUAAUCAAAUAUUAUGAACUUAGUAAUUAAAUAUUUAUAGAGUGUCAAUAUAACAUCAUUGGAAGGUUCAAAAACAUUUAAUUAAAUGUUAAAGAUAAUCAAAUAUUUAUCAUAAAGAGAAAUGACAUUGCAAUUAUUCAUAUCAAAAGAGAAUACAUGUUUAUUUAGAUAAAUGGAAUCAUUUAAUUAAUAAAUACUGAUUUUUAUUAAAACAUUCAAUUCCAAAAUAAAAGAAUUAAAUAAAUUUAUGGCAUUAUAUUAAUAUGUGGAAUCUUGUUUGUUUGCUGCAAAAUUAAUAACUAUAAAAUACAUAUCUUAAGAUUUAUAGAAUAAUGGAGAUAUUAAUGUUACAAUGCAUCAAUUUUAUAGACCAUUUAUGAAAGGAUUAGUUGUUGGUAAAUGUGAAAUUAAGACUGAUGCAAAUUACCUAACUAAUAUGAAAGACUAUUAUGUAUAAACAAAUAAUCCAUCAUAAAAUAAAAUGUAAAAACUAGUCUCAGAGAUUUCAACAAUAAAUGAAAAUCUACCACUUGAAGCAACCAAUUCAAUCUUCAUAAGAUAUGAUAAUGAUAGAAUGGAUUGUAUGAGAACUAUUAUAUUUGGUGCCAGUGGUACACCUUAUGCCCAUGGAGCAUUCUUAUAUGAUAUGUUUUUUGGUGAUGAUUAUCCAUAAAGACCUCCAAAAAUGAAAUUGGCAACAACAGGACAUGGUAAAGUAAGAUUUAAUCCAAAUCUAUAUAAUUGUGGAAAGGUUUGUUUAAGUUUAUUAGGUACUUGGGGUGAUAAUUGGAUUGCUAAUUUCUCUAGUAUCUUAUAAAUAUUAGUAUCUGUUUAAUCUAUGGUAAUGAGUGAAUAUGUAAUGUUUAAUGAACCAGGAUGGGAAUCUUAGAUGGGAACACCCAAUGGUGAAUAGGCUAAUAGAGGUUAUUGCAAUUUCAUCAAGAUAUAGAAUAUUAGAUAUGCUAUGAUAGAAUAAUUAUAAAAACCACCUAAAGGAUUUGAAGAAGUAAUAAAGAAGAGUUUUUAUUUGCGUAAAGAUUUGAUAAAAUAAGAGAUUGAAUAAUGGAUAGAAUAAGCGAAUUUACCAGCAACCUACCAUCAAACUUAGAAUCAAUGUACUUAUUCUGUCUAGCCAUAACAAUACAAAUAAGAUUUGAUUAAAAUAUAUUAAGAAUUGAAAGUGGAAUUGGAGAAAUUGAAACUCAAUAUUGGAAAGGAUUUCCAGACUAUAUCAAAUGAGAAGAAGAAAGAAAUAAGUUUUAAUUUAGAUAAUAUUUAAAAAUAAUAAUAAUAAUAAUAGAUAGUUAAUAAAAAAGUGAUGCCUUAAGGUUUGAAUAUCAAUGAGAUUGAUAUUAGUUAUAAUAAUAAUUUAUAAUAAAGAUAAUUUGAUUCAAAUGAUCAAAAUCUAUAGAAUUUGAUGAGUAGAUAUAUUGGAGUUGUUGGUUUAGAUGCAGUAAAGAAAUAAAGUGAAUCUACUAUUUUCAUACAUAUAUUAAAUGGUUUAGGUAUUGAAAUAGCAAAGAAUAUAGUAUUAUCAGGUGUAAAAAGAAUAAUAUUAUUUGAUCCUUAAUUAGUUUAGAUGAGUGAUUUAGGUAGUAAUUUUUAUUUGACAGAAUAAGAUAUAAAUAAGAGAAGAGAUUUUAGUAUUUUAAAUAAAUUAAAACAUCUAAAUCCAUAUGUUAAAAUUGAUGUUCUCUAAAAUAGUCUAAAUGAAUUAAAUUUAAAUGAAAUUUAAGUAUUUGUUACUUAAGAUCCAACUAUUGCAAGUAUGAUAUCAAAUUAAAAUAAACUUGCUGUUAUUUUAGCAUAAACUAGAAAUAUUUUUGUAAGAAUUAUAACUGAUUUUGGUAAUGAAUUUACAAUUGUUGAUAAAGAUGGUGAAUAAUUAUCAGAAGUUAAUAUUGAAAAUAUAUCUAAUAAUGUAGUUACUUUAUUUAAGAAUUAAAAUCAUAAUUUAAAUGAAAAGGAUUUUGUAUUAAUUUAAGAAGUUAAAUAAUUAUAAGGAAUUGGAGAAAGUUAUAAUUAACUAUUUUAAAUUAAAAAUGUUAAAAGAUCAUCAUUUGAAUUAAUCACAAAUAGAUUAUUUACUAAAUAUAUUAGUCAUGGUGUAGCUUAUUAAUAGAAAUAAACUAUUAAAUUAUAAUUUGAUAGAAUAUAUAAGGUAAUUGGUUCAUUAAAUCAUUAUUGUGAUAAUGUUGGAACAUUUGAUGGAAUUGAUAAAAUUAAAAGAGAUAUUAUUCAUUUUUGUAUGAAUUAAACUACAAGUGAAUUAUUGACAGAUAAUUGGGAUAUAGAAAAAAUUAGAAUGUUUAUAACUUUAAUGAGAUCAUAAAAUCUUAGAGAAUUGUUAAAUAUAAAAUACUAGGAAGAUAUACUUAAUAAAUAUUAAGAAGAGUUAUUAUCAUUAUUUACAUUAUUAUCAAUCAAUACAUAAUUCUAACCUUUAUGUGCAUUAAUUGGUGGUAUGGUAGCUUAAGAAGUAUUGAAAGCCAUAAAUAAGAAAUAUACUCCAAUUCAUUAAGCUUAUGUUUAAUCAUUUGAAGAUGUACUUCCAUUUAAAUUAACAUAAUUAAAUUUUAUUAAGAUUGGUUAAUCUAACAAUCUCGAAGUUAAUUUAAAUAACUACUAAAAAUGUAUGUAGUAAUUUGGAUUUAAAUAGAAUUUCAAAACUAGAUAUAAUGAUAUGACUAAUACUAUUGGAAAUGUUGAAAAAAUAUUCAAAGCUGAAGUCUUUGUUGUAGGAGCAGGAGCUAUAGGUUGUGAAUUACUUAAAAAUUAUGCUAUGUUAGGUGUCAGUAAAUUUGGUAAAAUAUAUGUUACAGAUCCAGACAUAAUUGAAAAUUCAAAUCUAAGUCGUUAAUUCCUUUUUAGAGAGAAACACAUUAGAAAACCUAAAAGUUUGACAGCUGCUGCUGUUGUUAAAUAGAUGAAUCCAGAUAUUAAUAUAGUAGCAAGAUUAGAUAAGGUAUGUUAAGAAACUUAAGAUAUAUAUCAUAAUCAAUUUUAUACAUAAAUGAAUUGUGUAACAAAUGCUUUAGAUAAUGUAUAAGCUAGAUUAUUUAUUGAUUCUAAAUGUGUUGAAAAUAAAGUAUCAUUAAUUGAAAGUGGAACUUUGGGACCAAAAGGACAUGUAUAAUCUAUUAUCCCAGAUGUUACUGAAAGUUAUGCAAGUAAAUAAGAUCCAGAAUAAAACAAUGAUAUACCAUAUUGUACUUUAAGAAUGUUUCCAGAAUCUAAUAUUCAUUGUUUAGAAUGGGCAAGAGAUAAAUUUGAAUAAUACUUCUUUAGAAAACCAUAAGCUUUAGUGUAAUUAAUGUAGGAUCCCUCUCCAUAAUAAUAAACUGUUGAUUUGGCCAUCAAAGUAUUAAAGAAGUAUCCUACUACAUUUUAAUAAUGUGUACAUAUGGGUAGAUUGAAAUUCCAGAAGCUCUUUAAUUAUGAUAUCAUAACCUUAAUGAAUGCUUAUCCCUUGAAUUCUUUAACUAAAGAAGGUAAAUUAUUCUGGGCUCCUCCAAAAAGACCUCCUAAACCAAUUGAUUUCAUUGGAUAAUUUGCAUUUCAAUUUGUUGAAGAUUUUGCUAUAUUAACAGCAUAAAUUUACAAUACUUCAAUUCCUUAAAAAUAUGAUUUGAAUGAAUUACUAAAAGAUAUUAGGAUUCCAAAGAUAAACAUAAAAUAGAAUAGGAUAAAAGAGAUAGUUGAGAAAUAAGAUAAAAAUAAUUAAUCAUAAUAAUAAAUGUAAGAAGAAGUUUAAAAUUAUGAUCAACUUAUUAAAGAAGCAAGAUAAUUAUUAAAUAAUGUAAAACCAACAUUACCAUAACCUUAACAAUUCGAAAAAGAUGAUGACAAUAAUCAUCAUGUAUCAUUUAUAACUGCUGCUACAAAUGGUAGAGCAAUUAAUUAUGGUAUUUAAUAGGUUGAUUGGAUGUGGACUAAAUUAAAAGCAGGAAGAGUAAUCUAUAUAUUCUAAUUAUCUUUAGAUUAUUCCAGCUAUGGCAACUACUACUUCUUGUAUUGCUGCUUUACAGACUAUGGAAUUGAUUAAGAUACUCUAGAAUUCAACUUAGUAUAGAAAUACAUUCUUAAAUCUUGCAAUUCCAUUUAUGAUGUAGAGUGAACCAGGAGAAGUUGAUAAAGUAAUAUAAAUUAUAUAUAUAUAUUUAGUUUUAAUUAAAAAAUGGAUUAAAUAUUUCAAUAUGGACUAAAUUGAAUUUAAAGAUAAAGAGAUUAACAGAGCCAUUAUAAUUCAUAGUGAAGAAAUUAGAAUUUAUGAUAGGAGAAAAUAUUAAUAGUCUUUAAUAAGGAGCAAAAGUAUUUUAUAUGAAAUAAAUGUUACCAAAAGAUGAAAUAGAAAAAUAUAAUUAUAUCAAUGUUCCAAUUCACUAAUGCAUAUAGGUAUUUUAUUUAAUGUUAUAUAUUAGUUUAUUAAUGAUUCAUCACAAAUAAAUGUAUAAAUAAGUGACAAUAAAUCGUUAGUAGUGCUUAUUACUUUGGUUUGA
This is a messenger RNA of Paramecium pentaurelia, 7567 nucleotides long. The record is from the annotation of a GenBank genome assembly. Lineage: Eukaryota; Ciliophora; Oligohymenophorea; Peniculida; Parameciidae.